AUGUCUUCUCCAGCUGAUGCGUUUUUCUUUACCUUUUUGUCUCUCUUAUUAGCUUCUGGCGCUGCUAAUUUAGACAUUGGCAAGACCCUGAGCGGCUACUCGGAGUUCUCCGACUUCGUCAACAUGCUGAACGAAACGGGCGUGGCGGAUGAAAUCAACAACAAGGAAACCGUCACUGUUCUUGCUGUUGCGAAUGGUAAUUUGGGUGGACUUUAUGGGCAAACCACGGAAACAAAGAAGAUGGUCUUGAGCGUGCAUGUUGUGCUCGAUUACUACGAUGAAACCAAGCUCAACAAAUCGCAUUCCAAAACAGCAAAGAUUCUCACCACGCUCUAUCAAGAAACCGGGAAAGCCCGCAGUCAGGUAGGGUUCUUAAACAUGACCAACACCGGCAAUGGUACAGUGAUAUUUUCAUCUUCAUCUCCGAACUCUCACCUCGAAGCUCAACUUGUUAAACAAGUUACUUCAAAACCUUAUGACCUUUCAGUGCUGCAAAUCGAUAAUCUUAUCGAUGUAGCCUUGGUUUCAUCUUCUCCGGCUAACGCUCCCGCAUAUGCUCCACCUCCGAGGAAGGUCCUAGCACCGGCUCCUACACCUAGUCUUGACGAAGUGGACAACGGAAAGUCUCCGUCUCCAUCCAAGACUAAAGCAAGCGAGGCAUCGCCGCCUGAUGCUGAUGCUGACGCUCCUGCAGGUGGUGAUGAGAAAAAGUCUGGUGCAUCUGUACCUUGUGGGGAUUAUUUUUUAUCUACCAUUCUUAUGAUUUUCACUUGCGCUUGUUUAGUGCUUUCGAUGAUUUGA
Molecule: messenger RNA, 801 nt
Organism: Hibiscus syriacus
Lineage: Eukaryota; Viridiplantae; Streptophyta; Magnoliopsida; Malvales; Malvaceae
Product: fasciclin-like arabinogalactan protein 14
Exons: 1
Coding region: 1-801 (266 amino acids)
Cellular component (GO): plasma membrane
Source: RefSeq, a predicted model, not a curated record